Messenger RNA from Artibeus jamaicensis (Jamaican fruit-eating bat), 7844 nucleotides. It is a transcript of the gene PCDH11X, whose product is annotated as protocadherin 11 X-linked. The coding region runs from base 1 to 4341 and encodes 1446 amino acids. Gene Ontology annotation, molecular function: calcium ion binding. NCBI's taxonomy places the organism in Eukaryota, Metazoa, Chordata, Mammalia, Chiroptera, Phyllostomidae. Gene Ontology annotation, biological process: homophilic cell-cell adhesion. Gene Ontology annotation, cellular component: plasma membrane. The transcript is spliced from 8 exons. The record is from RefSeq and is a predicted model, not a curated record.
AUGCCCUCGCUUUUGCUCUGCAAAGCAGACAUUCCGAAAGCCAUACUUUUUCCCUCAGUAGCGGGUCCCAAACGCAAGUGGGCAGCCAGCACGGAUUCUGACGCCUUCUCGGGCAGCGAACACAGCCCGAGCGGAAAAGCAGAAAGCAAGCUGAAUAGAGUGGCGGAGACAGUGGCGACCCCCGCGGCGACCGCAGCGGCACUGGCAGCCCAGGCCACCCCAGCGGCCGGAGCAACCCCCGAAGCAACCUCCACAACAGCGGCUGCUCCGCGCACUGCGAGCUGUAGCGGUAGAACCCGCUACAGCAAUCACAGUCUCCGUCGGGUGUUGAAUUCUUUUGCCUUUUUCUCUCUCGCUCCACUUCACUCUACUUACACAGGCUACGAUCUCCGGUUCCCUACGGAGGGGACCACGGGCACCACUGCUGUACACUCUAAUCGGAGCUUACUGUCCCAGACGUAUAUAUUUGCGGCCCUCUUGGUAUGCAUCACGUUCCAAUCUGGUGCCCAGAUGAAACAGUAUUACAUUCAGGAAGAACUUCCAGACAACAUCCUGAUAGGCAACUUGAUGAGAGACCUCAACCUGACGCUAAUGCUAAACGUGUCCUUAAAGAUUCCCUUGAACUUCAAGCUUGUGUACAAGCUUGGGGAAUCGCCGCUGGUCCGAAUCCAAGAGGAUACUGGAGACAUCUUUACCACUAAUGUCAACAUUGAUCGGGAGAUAUUAUGCCCUGAGAUCGUGAAUAACGCUGAUUGCUUUUAUGAAGUGGAGGUGGCCAUUUUGCCGGAUGAAAUAUUUAAACUAGUUAAGAUACGUUUUGUGAUAGAAGAUAUAAAUGACAACGCACCGUCAUUCCCAACGACGAUCAUCAACAUAACAGUUCCAGAGAACUCGCUUGUAGGUUCUCGCUAUUCUGUCCCAGCAGCCUCCGAUGCUGACAUAGGAAUAAAUGGAGUCCAAAACUACUCUUUACUUGCGGGUCGGAGUGUUUUUGGGCUUGGUGUUGGCGUAGCACCUGAUGGACAGAAGGUUCCACAACUGGUUGUUCUAAAGCAGUUAGAUAGGGAAGAGAAGGAUGUGUAUAUAAUGAAACUGAAAGUCGAAGAUGGUGGCACUCCUCAAAGAUCCAGUACUGCCAUUUUGCAAAUUAAAAUUCUUGAUGUAAAUGAUAACCAUCCAGUGUUCUCACAAGAUGAGAUUGAAGUCAAUAUACCAGAAAACGCUCCUGUGGGUACUUCAGUGGUGCAGCUCCAUGCCACAGAUGCCGACAUCGGGGAAAAUGCUGUAAUUCACUUCUAUUUCAGCAACCUCCUUCCCAGUCAGGCCAAGAGGCUGUUUGACCUCAACAGCGAGACUGGACUUAUCACAAUCAAACAGCCACUGGAUAGGGAGGAGUCACCAAACCACAAAUUACUGGUUUGGGCAGGUGAUGGUGGGUUGUCCCCCGCAAGAGCACUGGUGCGAGUCAAUGUGAUAGACGUCAACGAUAACGCCCCAUCGAUCGAUAUACGAUACAUCAUCAACCCGGUCAAUGGCACUGUGGUUCUUUCAGAGAACGCUCCAGUCUACACCAAAAUUGCUCUAAUAACUGUGACAGAUAAGGAUGCUGGCAAUAAUGGCAGGGUGAUAUGCUUCAUGGAUCAGAAUCUCCCUUUCCGAUUACGGCCAGUAUUCACUAACCAGUUCCUCCUGGAGACAAAUGGAUUUCUCGACUUUGAGUCCACAAAAGAGUAUGCCAUUAAACUAAUGGCCACAGAUGCCGGUCAACCUCCUCUGAAUCAGUCAUCCAUGCUCCUUAUCAAAGUCAAAGACGAAAAUGACAAUGCUCCAGUGUUUACCCAGCGUGUCAUAACUACUUCCAUUCCUGAGAAUAACUCUCCUGGCUCCCAGGUGACAAAAGUAACUGCGACAGAUGCCGACACCGGGCGUAAUGGUGAAAUCAGUUACGUGCUAGGUGCUGAUGCUCCGCCUGAAUUCGACCUGGACUAUCGUACGGGCAUGCUGACCGCAGUGACAAAACUGGAUAGAGAAAAGCAGGAAAAAUACUACCUCACGGUUCUGGCAAAAGAUAAUGGGAUUCCACCCUUAAUAACUAAUGCCACAGUGAUAGUGAGAGUUCUGGAUCAAAAUGACAACAUGCCAGUUUUCUCUCAUGAUGAGUACAAUUUCUAUGUCCCAGAAAACCUUUCUAGACAUGGCACAGUAGGACUAAUCAAUGUAUCUGACCUCGAUGAUGGUGAAAAUUCUGUGGUCACUCUGUCCAUUGUAGGUGUGAAUGACGAGUUCACCAUUGACCCACACACCGGUGUCAUUCGACCAAAUGUUUCCUUUGAUAGAGAAAAACAAGAAUCUUAUACUUUCUAUAUAAAGGCUCAGGAUGGCGGCAGGGUACCACAGUCUGCAACUGCCAAAGUGACCAUAAAUGUAGUCGAUAUCAAUGACAAUGUACCAGUGUUUGUGGCCCCUUCUUCCAACUACUCCUUUCAGCUGGUCUUACCAUCCACGGAUCCAGGCACAGUGGUCUUCCCAGUCCGUGCUAUUGACAAUGACACAGGCAUUAAUGCUCAGCUUCUUUACACCAUCAUUGAAGGAAACACAAGAGGCCUGUUCGUAAUUAAUGAAACGACUGGCGACAUCAUGAUGAAGAACAAAUUCGUGCGCACAGACCGCGGUUUACACAGACUGGUAGUCAAAGUGAAUGACUUAGGGCAACCCGAUGCCCUCUCCAACGUUGUCGUGGUCAAUCUGUUUGUGAAUGAGUCAGUGACUAAUGCCACACUGAUUCACGAACUGGUGCGCAAGAAGGCUGAAACACCAGUUGUCCCCAAUAUUGAGAUAGCCGAUGCCUCCUCCCCAUCCGAAGACUAUGUCAAGAUUGUGAUCGCCACUGCAGUUGCCAGCACAGCUGUUGCCCUCGUUAUUGUAAUCAUUGUCAUAGUGCGAUGCUACCAGCCAGCACACCUCAAGGCUGCUCAGAAAAACAAGCAGAAUUCUGAAUGGGUUACGCCAAACCCAGAAAAUAGACAGAUGAUAAUGAUGAAGAAGAAGAAGAAGCAGAAGAAGAAGAAGAAGAAGCAGCCUCAUCCCCCUAAGAACUUGCUGCUUCACUUUGUCAACAUUGAGGAAACUAAGUCAGAUGAUGCUGACGACGAUGGACUCAGCGCCACCCUAGACCUUCCCGCUGAGCUGGAAGAGGAAACCAUGCGCAAGUACGACUGGAGCACCAUGCCCACUACAUUCAAGCCCGACAGCCCUGACCUAGCCCGGCAUUAUAAAUCCACCUCACCGCAGCCGGCCUUCCAGAUCCAGCCAGAAACGCCCCUGAGCUCCAAGCACCACUUCAUCCAGGAGCUGCCUCUUGACAACACCUUCGUGGCUUACGAUUCCAUCUCCAAGUGCUCCUCCAGCAGCUCUGACCCCUACAGCGUGUCCGAGUGCAGCUUUCCGCUGUCGACCUUCAAGGACGUCGUGUCUGCGCAUGCCAGACCACCAAUGAAGGACGUCGUGAGAGCCCGCACCCCCAUGAAAGAGACCACCACCACCGUGGAGAUCUUGGUGCACCCUGAGCCACAGCAGCAGAAAUCCGAGGGGAAAAGGGCAGGAAAGUCCCAGCGGCGUGUCACGUUUCACCUGCCAGAAGGCUCUCAGGAGAGCGGCAGUGAGGGUGGCCUGGGAGAGCUGGAGGCUGCAGGCGGGGCACAUGCCCUGCCUCUGCACUACCGGAGGGGGGAGGACUUCUACCGCACUGCGCCCACCAACCGCACGGAGGGCGAUGGCAAUUCGGAUCCUGAGUGCACCGCAGAGAUAACCGUGCAGCCGACCUUGGAGGAGGUCUCGGACACCUGCACACAGGAGUGCCUGAUCCUGGGCCACUCUGAUGCCUGCUGGAUGCCCGCCGCCCUGACGCGGGCCAGCCCCCUGCACACGCAAGCCUCUGUUCCACACCACAGCCCGUCGGAGACACUGACCUCUGCUCGCCACCGCCACCGCCACCGCCACCGCCACCGCCGCAGCCCUCCAGUGGCCGAGUUCAUCGCCCUGUCUCACAGCCCACCACGGGCACAGGUCUUCGCACCCCAGCCCAGUCCACCUCUGCCCGCCUCCGCUCUCCAUGCCAGCCCUCCCCUGGGCCAGGCUGCUGCCCCCCAGCACAGCCCUGCCCAGCCGACGUGGCCUUUGCAGCAGGGAGGGCCAGCUAGCGGGCUGUCUCACUCUGUGUCUGAAACAGCUCAUUCUACUGAUGAGUCAGUGGAAGGCAUUGCCUUGAAAACCUUCAUGGCAGGCCUACAGGCCAGAGCCUCUCGGGAUGAUGACGCUCCUGUGAAGGAACAUCCCUUCUAAAGUCACAGUUCUCAACAGGACAUAUAUCGUUAAGAUUUCAAAUCCAGUUUCAUGACUAUUCCAAAUUGUUAGUUUUGUACAUAGUUAUAUAAAUAGAAACAGAUACCAGAACAGACUCUAGAGCUAGACACCCUUAGUCAAAACACAAAAGUAAAUUCACAAUUUGUUUACUUCAGAAUGUGUACUUAAAAAGAAAUUGAAACACUCGUUCCCCUUUGUACAGAAAGGCUUGCCGUGUAAGACAGUGAUAUGGAAUGUACAGUGUUUCUGAUGCACCGUGACUGUUCAUUUAUUGUUGACAUGUGCAAUAUUACUGAUUGUGUUUCCAUUCUGAUGUUUGUAGUACAUAGCAAGUGGACUAGCAAAUAUCUGAUUUUCCAAGAGUACCUUUAGUUUAUCUCAACUUUUGUUCAAAUAACAUUAGAAGGUGGAUGUAGGGCAGCAUCUUUGUAUGUCUUUUUGUUUGAUACUUGUUGCUCUCUAGUUUUUUUUAUUACUGUUUGUACGAAAAUGCACAGUACCACGUGUAAAUAAUUUAUAUUUUGUCUGUCUUUUUUAUGUUUUCUACCUUUAUUUGGAGAAUAUAUUGUGCAGAGAAUUUGUAUAGACCUUUUCAGUAACAAAUAUAUAUACACUGUACAGAUUUCUGUCUAACCUAUUCUCUACUCUUUAGUAGAGUUCGAGACGUUGAAGUGCAAUAUGUGCGCCCAAAUGGGUGUCUUUCUACGAAAAAUUAUUUUUGUAAUGUAGUGUAAAGUGCAUCAGAAAUUAUGUUGUAUCUGCAGUUUAAGCCUAUGUUCCAUGAUUAAUUAGAUGUUUAUCUUCUGCAAUUUGUAUAUAAGAACCUGGAAAUCACAAGAAAAGUGGACGCAUUUGAUGAAUGAUUCAUUAACAGCCAUGACCGGAAUCUGCUAUUUUCUAAAGAAUAAAUAGCAGGAAGUUUUAAAUGGUGAUGUGAGAGUUGAAAAGGCUGAUACCAAAAGACGGUCAGUAAAAAGAAUACACAAAUUAAUAUAACUAGAUAAAACCACAUAACAAACCUAUAUGACUAAGGGAUUUUUCUCAUUCUAGCUCAACUUCCUGAAGAAAACCACUGAUAACAAGAUGAGAAUCCAGACAUACAAUCCUAAAUCUACAGGACAGGGUUUUAAGAAGAUGUGCAGAGGGAGAGAUAAGGUUCAUGACGGCUUCUUGAGGUAGAUAAGAAAUACCCCAAGAAUGCAAUAAACAAAAACAACAGUGACCAAAUCUAUAUGAAAAGGAAACAUGUUCUAAGUGAAGAAUACAGUACCAUUCGUAGGGAACAUUAGUUUCCUUCCGUCAUCCUUUAGUUCCUUUGUUGUCCUUCUGGCUGGCCGGUUUCACCAGCGGUGCACAUGUGUGCACAUUUCACCAAUUUACAGAAACAGCACCAACUUCAUUUUUUUCCACAGCAAAACACAGACAAUGUCUUGUUUCAGUAUUACACUAAACUAAGACACAGUUGAUGUAUUCAUUGGGGGUGGGGGGGUGAAUAGUUCUUGUUAGUUAAAAUUAGAUGUAGACUUUGUGACGUGUAAUUUGGAGAUCUGUAAUUUAUGAUGAAACUGUGUGUAAAUGUUGUACUAUAAAGUGUGGUGAAUGUAUAAUUUCAUUGGUGAAGGUUUCCACUGAAUGUUGAGAAAGCUUCUCUUCUUGUGCCCAGCAGGUUACGUAGCGACUGAGAAUAUAUUGUUCCCGUUGGGAAGCAUAUUUGCUUUAGUGUGUAGAACGACUUCUUAACUUUUAACCACAAGAAUCUAAUUACUAAAAUUUCAACUGAAUUAGUAUUAUUGAUAUUGUUUCUGCUUUGUGUUUGUUAAAUAUUUUAAACCUGGAGAUGACGCUGAAACCCUUCCAGUAGACUGUCAGCUGUUUUUUUUCCUCUGAAAACUUGCACAGAUAAUGUGUGAGAAUUUCCUCUUCUAUUUUAGUUAUUUUCACAUUUUUCCUCUGUACAUGUUAGUUAGGAUCUACAAACACACAGUUAAAUAAAGACAAGAGACAAAAAGGAAAAUCUGAAAAAAUUCAUUAAGUAAUAUGUUAGGAAUAUGACUGGUUACUACAUUAAUAAAAAUCAGAAUAUGAACCAAAGUUAGGUAGUUCAGAUAUUUUUUGUGCUUUAUUGAGUUAUAAGUGUGCUGUUAAGUGCUCCUGUCUAAAAUUAGCAAAAUUCGAAGACCUCUCCUAGAGACACGGGAAUGAACCAAUACGCUUUACUGCAUGGUCAGACUUACAUUGUGUUCAGAAUGUUAAAACACUGGGCACCCUCUUCGGGGUCUGUACCAGAGAAGCCUGGAAUGGAAGUGGGCUAGAACUAGCCAAAGAGGCGAGGGGUGUGAGUCCAGUGAUUCUCCCCUAUGCAUUCUCUUUCAAAGCUUCCUUGAGGUCUGGCCUUGGCAACCUGUGACUUCUGAGGCGACAGAUCUGAUGAGACCUUUCUCAUUACACUGCAAAUUCUUGGACUGCGUAGCCAGAGCUACAGGUUGACAUAGUUCACAGGCAGCUCUUUGGAUGAGCAAAGUCUUUAGUUGCAGAGCUAGAGAAAGUUUUGUUCUUCCAUCACUGCAAAAUAAUACCCUUGGAAAAAAGAAAGAUUUGAUUUAGUUUGAAAUUCGAACUUCAAAUUGAAAGACAAGUGUGGUAAUAUAUUCAGUGAGACUGGCUAUUCAAUUUUGUGGCUAUGUUCAGUUACAUGUGAUUAAGACUUUACUUGCUGUAGUGUUUCUGUAUCACAUUUAUAAGUAUCUAUUGAAACACCUUGUAUCUUAUGUGCUACGUGCAUACACAUUGUUUUCUUGAAUUUUAUCUUCAAGUUUAAGCUAAUACUGUGUGGGUGUAUUAAAAACAAAGUUACAUAUGAUACAAAAAAUGUGAUAAACUUAGAGAGUACAGUUUGUGUGGUCUAAUUUAGCUAUUGAACCUUUUCUGUCUGGUAAUGUAAAUUUGGUCAGACAACACAGCUACCAAAUGAUGAGUGCUAUUGUGUAUUGGUGACAGUUAAGAGCCUCUGCCUUCCCAGACUCAUAUUUGUCACACACUGCCAUGAAGAUGGAUAAACAUGGACUAAAGACAAUCACAAACUGUGCAGUCCUUAUAAUGUCAUCAUGUCACACCCCAAAAACUACCGACCCGUGUGCUUUCAGUGACUGUGAUUUGUUGACAGCAGCCGAAGGCUACUCACAAAAACAUGUGCGCAAAUGAAACAAAGUGAAGACAAUUGUUUAGUGAUUGUGAUAUUUUUAGAAAUCAAAUGUGUGAAAUUUAUGCUAUCUCUCCUUAAAGUACUUGGGAUUUUAUGAAAUAUAGAUUAAUGUUUGUAUUUUGAGAAGAUUCUUCCUCUGUGACAUUAUACAGCAUCUGAAAUGAACAGCAUCCCGAAGCAGCUCCAAUCAGGCUUCGGAAAUGAGACGGUUUGACAUUGUGUGGCUCAGAACGGCGUGAUGUGCUAUGGAUUGUACACAAAUGUGUAUGGAUUGUUCUAU